Molecule: messenger RNA, 5768 nt
Organism: Dromaius novaehollandiae (emu)
Lineage: Eukaryota; Metazoa; Chordata; Aves; Casuariiformes; Dromaiidae
Gene: PALLD
Product: palladin, cytoskeletal associated protein
Exons: 21
Coding region: 727-3756 (1009 amino acids)
Biological process (GO): homophilic cell-cell adhesion; synapse organization
Cellular component (GO): neuronal cell body; plasma membrane; axon
Molecular function (GO): axon guidance receptor activity
Source: RefSeq, a predicted model, not a curated record
UACACACACCCUCUUUUUUCCCCAGCCCCCCUCUCUUACCCGCAUUGCAAGCUCAUGCAAACACUCUCACGUACUCCGAAGCAAAAGCAAGCGCAACCGCUGGCCCGGCGCCAGAGGAGGGAGCUGGGCCGCCUCCCUGCCAGCAGGCUUUGUUCCGCGCGGCCGGGCAGCGCGGGGAGAGCGGCUGCAGCGCUGCUCGCGAGCGGCUGGCGUUUUGGCAGCUCCCCCGCCGCUUAAUUCCCUCUGUGCUCUUGCGAACUAGCCUGAACUGAGAGCGGCGAAGCUAAGAGCUGGGACCGUCAGGGCAUAAAGGACCCGAGAUCAUCAGUUAUCGGCGUCUUUGUAGGGCGUGGGGGCCCAUCUGUUCCACCACGAAAUUCAAGGCCUGCAUCUAGUACUGAAAAUUGUGGUCAGUGAGGUGCUUGUUCUCUGCAUCCUGGAGAUUCCCUGCACAAUGAUGCCAGUCUCUGCAGGCUGACCUUCACCGAAUGGUUUUGUGAAGGAAAAGAACUCCAGAAUUCCCCUGACAUUCAGAUCCAUUCUGGAAGUGGAGGACUUCAUUCCCUAAUUAUAGCAGAAGCUUUUGAAGACGAUACUGGACGCUAUACUUGUCUGGCUUCAAAUUCAGUUGGUUCAGAUAGUACAUCUGCUGAAAUAUUCAUUGAAGGUGCCAGUUCCACAGAUUCAGAGAGUGAAAGUUUAAUUUUCAAAUCAAAAUCUGGAGCUAUGCCACAGGCCCAAAAGAAAACCACCUCUGUUUCCUUAACAAUAGGAUCUUCUACACCAAAGUCAGGAGUCACCACUGCUGUUAUUCAGCCUAUCUCUGUGCCCAGUCAGCAGGUCCAAAGCCCUACUUCACAUCUCCACCGUCUGGAUGGAUCCAAGCCUAUCUAUUCUGCACCUAUUUUUACAAAGGAGCUACAAAACUCCACAGCAUCUGAGGGACAAGUUGUGGUGUUGGAAUGCAGGGUCAGAGGAGCCCCUCCCAUUCAUGUCAAGUGGUUUCGACAGGGCACUGAAAUUCAAGAUUCUCCAGACUUUCGAAUUCUCCAAAAAAAGCCACGAUCUGCAACUGAACCUGAAGAGAUAUGUACCCUUGUAAUUGCAGAAACAUUUCCUGAAGAUUCGGGAGUUUUCACAUGCACAGCAACAAAUGACCAUGGGUCAAUAACAAGCAGUGCACAACUGAAUGUCUGCUCAGCCAAUUCAGAAAGCUCUAGUUAUGAAUUGUUAACAAGAGAAUCCAACAGUGAUGAUUUCCACCGUUUCCAACCACUUACUCCAGUGGAAAUUAGCUCUCUUGAGCUUCCUCCUAAGAAACAUACAGAGACCCACCAGGUAAACAACACUGAAUUGAGAUCUGGUGUGACAGCCCUUCAAUUACAGCAUGAUGCAUCUGAGGAAAAAACAAAUGGUAUCCAUCCCAUUCAUGGAGUAAAUGGAAUGAUUAACAGCAAACCAAACAGUGAUAAAUCCAUCUCCCCUUCAGCUGUCUUGCUUUCACCCACAAAGGAGCCACCACCUGUGCUUGCCAAACCAAAGCUGGACCCUCUAAAAAUACAGCAACUGCAGAACCAAAUUCGUCUAGAGCAAGAAAGUGGCCAGCGGUAUCAUCACCAACAGCAACCCGAUCACCACCUGCACCCUCCCACUUCUCCUUCCUUUCCUCCUCCCCCCUCCUUUCAGGAGCUUGAAUCCUGCCAGUCUGUCGCUUCUGUGCCAAUGAGUGUUGUGAACUCUCAUACUUCUCCCACCAUGCAGUCUUCCAGCUCCUUCAACUAUGCUCGGCCUAAGCAGUUCAUUGCUGCUCAGAACAUCAGCCCUGCUUCAGGUUAUGUGACUCCUUCUUCAGGAUCAUCUACAUCCAGCCUUCCCUCUCCUAUGUCUCCAACUGCUUCUCAGAAACAGUUUGGGAGAGCACCUGUUCCCCCUUUCUCCCAGCAGUUUGCUCCAGAAGGGGAGUACCCAUGGUCUCCUUCUUCUCCAUCCCCUCCCCCACCGCCUCCACCUGUCUUUAGUCCAACCACAACAUAUCCUGUGUGUGAUUCCUUUCCACUUCCACCUCCUCCACCCCCGCCUCUUCCUUCAGUUUCUUCCCCUUCCCACAGCCUGUCUCCUACUCCUAGAUUUCCUAAUUCCGGACAAUCUCCAGCAGCUUUUCUCAGCUCCAUGCUGCCAUCCCAGCCACCACCUGUUUCUGUCAAUGCACUAGGGCUCCCGAAAGGAGUGACACCUCCGGGAUUUCCCAAGAAAACAGGCAGAACUGCUAGGAUAGCAUCAGAUGAAGAGAUUCAAGGGUCAAAAGAUGCUGUAAUUCAGGACCUGGAAAGAAAGCUUCGUUUCAAGGAAGACCUUUUGAACAAUGGGCAACCGAGGUUGACGUAUGAGGAAAAAAUGGCUCGCCGAUUGCUGGGAGCAGACAGUGCUGCAACUGUCUUCAAUAUACAAGAACCGGAAGAGGAGCCAGCUAUACAGGAGUAUAAAGUCUCCAGCUUUGAGCAAAGAUUGAUCAGUGAAAUUGAAUACAGGCUGGAGAGGUCUCCUGUGGAGGAAUCGGAUGAUGAGGUGCAACAUGGAGAUGAUCCUAUUGAUAACAGCGUGUCACCGUAUUUUGAGAUAAAGCUGAAGCAUUACAAAAUCUUUGAGGGAAUGCCAGUCACAUUUACAUGCAAAGUGGCAGGAAAUCCAAAGUCAAAGAUUUAUUGGUUUAAAGAUGGGAAGCAAAUUUCGAAAAGAAGUGAUCACUACCAAAUUCAAAGAGAACCUGACGGAACUUGCUCGCUGCAUACUACAGCCUCCACCCUGGAUGACGAUGGGAAUUACACUAUUAUGGCAGCCAACCCACAGGGCAGAGUAAGCUGCACUGGAAGGCUCAUGGUUCAGGCUGUAAAUCAAAGAGGCCGUAGUCCUCGGACACCUCCUGGUCAGCCUCAUAUUAGAAGACCACGAUCUCGAUCAAGGGACAGUGGUGAUGAAAAUGAACCAAUUCAGGAACGAUUCUUCCGGCCUCAUUUCCUGCAGGCUCCUGGAGACCUGACUGUGCAAGAAGGAAAACUCUGCAGAAUGGACUGCAAGGUUAGUGGAUUACCAACUCCAGAUUUAAGCUGGCAACUUAACGGAAGACCAAUUCGUCCUGAUAGUUCUCACAAAAUGUUGGUGCGUGAGAACGGUGUACACUCCUUGAUCAUAGAGCCAGUCACAACUCGAGAUGCUGGAAUCUACACAUGUAUCGCCAGCAAUCGAGCUGGUGAAAACACAUUCAGCCUGGAGCUCAUCGUUGCAGCUAAGGAAGUACACAAAGCACCUGUGUUUAUAGAGAAACUACAAAACACAGGCGUGGCUGAGGGAUAUCCAGUGCGACUGGAGUGUCGAAUCUUGGGGGAGCCAUCUCCUCAGAUAUUUUGGAAGAAAGAGAAUGAGUCACUCACGUACAACACUGACCGAGUGAGUAUGCACCAGGAUAGCCACGGCUACAUUUGCCUGCUUAUUCAGGGAGCUAUGAAAGAGGAUGCCGGGUGGUAUACUGUGUCAGCUAAGAAUGAGGCUGGGAUUGUGUCUUGCAAUGCCAGGUUGGAUGUUUAUACUCAGUGGCAACAACCGCCUCAGACAACCAAGCCAAAGAAGGUGCGGCCCUCAGCCAGUCGAUAUGCAGCACUUUCUGACCAAGGACUAGACAUCAAAGCAGCUUUCCAGCCUGAAGCAAAUCCAGUUCAUCUGACAAUGCCAUCUGGCUUGGUAGAAAGCGAUGAUCUGUAGAUCCAAGCUGCCACCUCCAUCUUUCUUUCAAAGCAGAAACACUGAAAGCCAUUGCCUUGACCAAUGAUACUCCUAUGUCACUUUAUGCAAAGGCAGACACCUUCAAGUACAAAAGGUAAACAACAAACACAACAACCAUAUAUUCCUUAUUCAUUAUACCAAAUUAGAAAAAUAGAUUAUUAAUAGAAAUGUACACAUUGCACAACAAAUCACAUUCACCAGUUCCUUAUACCUAAGUCGCUUCAGCUCUUACAAAUAACCCUUUUCAUAAAGGCCAAAAUACUACAGUGAGACAGACUUUUCAGAAGAAAACACUAUUUAUCACUACACGCCUUCAUAAGCAACAAGUAGAUGCUACACAAUCUUAAUGGUGCAAGAUAUUUUAUUUGAGGCCAUUAGAUCACAAAAGUAGAAUGUAUCGUUAUCUCUGUAGUUCUAAAAUGGCAAUGCAUUCUGAUAGCUACAAUGAACAAGUGCAAUACUGUAAGAAUAAAACAAGAAGGGACAAGGAAGAGAAAUGUAAGCAAAUGCUGUAUUUCUGCAAACUGCUUUCUAUUCUACAAUGAAAAAAAAAUACCUUGCCUUAAAUGCUGUUCAUAUGAGCAAUCCUAUAAUGCAACAUCGACACCAUAAUUUUUAAUUCUUUUGUAUUUUUCCUUUUUGCCACCUAAUAGGAGGCUUACUUAUAAACAUACAGCAAAGCUAAUUUAAGCAUAAAUAAUGUAACCUCUUCAAGAUAAUGAAGAAUAAGAGCUGAGUGUAAUAACAGUCUACUACAGACUAUGAAUCUGAGCACCUAGAUGGAAAAAAUGCCAACAGUAUGAACCACUGCAUUAAGUUACUGCCAAGGGGGGGGGGGGGGGGGGGGGGAGAACAGGGCAUGAUGUUGAAACUCUCUAUCAAUUUCUGGAAAAUAGUCUGUAACCUUGUAAUACUACCAUGCAAACACCUGAAAUUCCAAGGUCAGCUGAGAAAUAGGGAGUAUAUGUAUGGGACAUCUGACUGUUUAGAGCUUGUGUAAUAUGUAUGAGGAUUUUAGAAAUGUAUAGUAAGUGAAAAAUGGGUUGAGACUGCGAUAUGAAUUUAAAUGACAAGUAUACACCAUAAGUGAUAGGUUCGCAGAUCUGAGGAAGUAGAGAAUGAAGCUGGACUACAACAAAAUUUGUGCCUUUUUUUUUUUUCUUAACACGUCUCUGGUAGAUUUUUUAUUGUUGUUGUUCUCCUCCCUGCUGUAGGCUAAUAACACCUCUUUUAAUGGGUAGAGGCUGUGUGCAGUAGGUAAAAUACCUUAAGGCUACUUUCAGAAUGCAAGGCAAAUCCACAUCAAACUGGAGCCCUACCUAGUCAAACCUGACUAGGUAGUUUUAAAUUAGAACCAAAUGAAUUUCAGAUGAAGGGGAGGGAGGGAUGGAAGAAUCAGUAGGCCUGACAAGAAAAAUUAACAUUUGAUGGUACGAGCAUACUUUGCCAUGAAAGGAAAACACUGUAUUCCUUAUAUGAAGCACAUAUAUGGUAUCUUUCAUUAUUUAUAAUAAAAGUGUUGAAAUCUUUUAUCUCAGUUCAGUUAUUCAGAAGUCCUGUACUUACUUAGGAGUUUUUUUAAUUUUGUAAUUGUGUACACCAUAUAUUGCAUUACCGCUAUACGUGUAUUGCUUUGUAAGUACACAAAGUUUGUUUUGUUUUUUAGUGACUAAUAAACUUUAGCACAUAAGGUAGUACUAUUCUAUGCAAACUGGUGCAGGAUAUGACCAGUUAUGGGGAUCGUUACUCUAAAUUAAUGUCAUAGUCUGUCAUAUGGGAAUAAUCUGAUUAUAUUCUAGCAAAAGGAUGUCAUAUCAUUUGCCAAAUUUUUCUUGACUGUGACAUGUUAAUUUACUUUUUUUGUUUAGCUUCACUAGCAUUAUUUUGCCACCUUUUAUUUGUAUUUAUAAAAAUGUACUAUCAUUACUUUGGAUUGUUGUGCUGAUAUAAUGUGGGUUUAACAUCAAUAAAUAUUACACAAAUAGAAAGUU